GUCGGUCCAAACUGGAAUCUUCUCCGUUCUGGAUCGGCUGUGGUCUGCAGCUCCACCUGCUCUGCUCUACCUCUCUCUCUCUCUCUCUCUCUGCUCUCCCUCCCUCCCUCCGCCCGCGGGAUCCGUGUUUUGCAUCGCUCCCCAAUUUGCAUUUUUUCCUCAGACUUUCCGUGCGGCGCUCCAGCCGUUCUUCUAGCUAGAAGGCGUACCACGGUGGCAAUAUCCAUGCGCCCCGCGUUUACAGAACAAUACGCACAGUAGAACCCACUGGAACAUUUGAAUAAUGUUGCCGAAGCUUUCCGAAAGUAGAAAUUGAGCGUUUAAAAAAAUAUAUAUAUUUGGAUCAAUCGCGUUUUGGUUGCGCACCAUACGAGACACGUGCCUUCGAGGUAAACAGACAGCAGGACUGGGCAGCCAGAUAACGUUAGUAGUCUUGGUUAACGUUACAUUGUUUUUCUCCUGUGUUACAAGCGUGCAUAAGCUGUUAUAACGCCACCAUAGUGGACGUAGACGUCGAGCGGAGGUUCAUUUUGUUUUCGUUUGUGCACCUUGGUUGAUAAUUGAGACGCAGUUGGACAUGUCGGAAGUACUACAAGACAACAUGAGUCAUUAUGGAAAUGAGGAUGACGAGGGACACCUUUCCUUCACCUGUCGCCUCCAAGACACCAACAACUUCUUCAGCGGCUCGCAGGGGGGAAAACGCCCACCCAAACUUGGACAGAUAGGCAGAAGCAAACGAGUUGUCGAGGACGAGAACGGCGUUGACGAGGAGCUAAAAAAUGGGACAGAGAAAACACAGACAGAGGCUUAAACACAUCACCCCCCUGGAAGGACAUUGAUUCUCAUUUUCUAUUUGAUAUUUGCAGUUUUGAUCCAAAGACACUGUAUAUAAGCACUUUUAACCCAUGUGGCAACAAGCACUUCCAGUCCCAUCUCCUCUCUCUCCCAGUCCUCAUGAUGAUCUCCUGAGACUUAUACUGGCAGGAUGGGGAAGCAGCCGAGAUGGAGACAGAGACAGAGAUGGAGACAGAGGUGGAGACAGAAAGAGUGAUGGAGACAGAGAUGAAGACAGAGGUGGAGACAGAAAGAGUGAUGGAGACAGAGAUGAAGAGAGAGGCGGAGACAGAGAGAGUGAUGGACACAGAGGCGGAGAUGGAGAUGAAGACAGGGACAAAGAUGAAGAGAGAGGUGGAGAGAGAGAUGAAGACAGUGACAGAGACAAAGAUGAAGAGAGAGACAGAGAUGAAGACAGAGAUGGAGAUGAAGACAGAGACAGAGAUAAAGAGAGGCAGAGAGAGAGAUGAAGACAGAGAUAAAGAGAGGCAGAGAGAGAGAUGAAGACAGAGAUAAAGAGAGGCAGAGAGAGAGAGGCAGAAAUAAAGAGAGGUGGAGAUGAAGAUUAGGACAGAGAUAAAGAGAGGCGGAGACAGAUAUAAAGAGAGGCGGAGACAGAGAUAAAGAGAGGCGUAGACAGAGAUGAAGAGAGGUGGAGAUGAAGAUGAGGACAGAGAUGAAGAGAGGCAGAGAGAGAGAGAGGCAGAGAUAAAGAGAGGCGGAGAUGAAGAUGAGGACAGAGAUAAAGAGAGGCGGAGACAGAGAUGAAGACAGUGACAGAGAUAAAGAGAGGUGGAGACAGAGAUAAAGAGAGGCGGAGACAGAGAUAAAGAGAGGCGGCGACAGAGAUGAAGACAGUGACAGAUAAAGAGAGGUGGAGACAGAGAUAAAGAGAGGCGGAGACAGAGUUAAAGAGAGGCGGAGACAGAGAUGAAGACAGUGACAGAGUAAAGAGAGGCAGAGACUGAGCGAGAGAUGAAGACAGAGGUGGAGACAGAGAGAGAGAUGGAAACAGAGGCCCAGGUGAAAUAGGUGAAUUCUAUCAUCCAGGGUUUAGGCCCACAGAACUCUUCUAAAACAGGAAUGGCCCAACCCUCCACCUGGAGAGCUACUGGGUGAGCAGCAGGCUUUUUCUCCAGCCCUACACUUUUUUUACACUAGUCAACCGUUGGUCGUACAAUCAAAACUCCUAAGCAGGCAGCCAACAAAUGUAGCCGUGUAGAAAGCGUCUUUCACACACCAGAUUCGGUCAAUCAAGGUGAUUAGUAGAAUCAGGUGUGUUUACAGUAUGUUUGGAGCGUCUAAACCAUGUAACCAGGAGAGGAUGAUGAAGGAGGAAGACGAUGAAUCUAAGGUUUCAGCGGUAGAAAGAGACGAUGCUGUCAAAACCUCACAGAAAUCAGGGAAGGAACAGUCUAAAUGAUCUACUUAACUAAAGCACACAUUGUUAUAUCAAUCAAAACGUACCAGAUUACAUAACCAUUCUUUCUGCUCGUGAUUCUUAUGACGACGAGUGCAAACUAAUAAUAUAGGAAACGUGUAAAUAAGAAAUGGCCCCACCACGUUCUGUUAGCCUGGGCGCCAGUCCGUUCCUGCUGUCCUUGUCCAACUCCUUAUGGAAUUGUCAUGUUUGGCGUGACAAUGACUGAUAAAGACUUGGCAAGACAGCACAAAUAGAUCUGGGAAUCAGGCUAGCGUUUUGUUGCACAGCGGAGAAAAGAAGCGUGAAAUGGUUUGUCGUAAUCUAACAUAACGUGUCUGUAUAAAGAUGCCUUAUUUAUUGACCCUUUGGAUACGUAUUUUCCAGUGCUCAAGGCCUGACUGAGGGACAGUUUUGUAUGUAGAGAAUUACGAUGACAGAAUGAAUGAAAGCUAUUUCUCCUUUUUUUUACUUCUUAAUAAUUUUUAUGUCGCCUGAUCAGUUUUUUGCAGCUAUAGAGUCAUUUAUAUACAUUAUACAGGACUGUACACCACAUGUUUGUAAUGUUACAAGAGGCGUAUGUCUGGAUUGUUAAAUAUCACUGUACACCCUCCCCUCUUGAUAAACUAUUUCUAUUGCAUUGCGCAUUAUCGUGUGUGCCAAAUAUCACGAGGGAUAAAGCAGAACCACUUGGUUGUUUAUGUUGUGCUUUCUAUACCUUAUAGCUGUAGACAUUUUGUUCUUCUUCGGUUGUUGCCAUUGUUCAGGGCUACUUCUUACCACUGAAUUACCAAUGCAUGCAUGGCAGAAAUGGAAUUGAUGCAUGGCAGAAAUGGGAUUGAUGCAUGGCAGAAAUGGGAUUGAUGCAUGGAAGAAAUGGGAUUGAUGCAUGGCAGAAAUGGGAUUGAUGCAUGGCAGAAAUGGGAUUUGAUGCAUGGCAGAAAUGGGAUUGAUGCAUGGCAGAAAUGGGAUUGAUGCAUGGCAGAAAUGGGAUUUGAUGCAUGGCAGAAAUGGGAUUUGAUGCAUGGCAGAAAUGGGAUUGAUGCAUGGCAGAAAUGGGAUUUGAUGCAUGGCAGAAAUGGGAUUUGAUGCAUGGCAGAAAUGGGAUUGAUGCAUGGCAGAAAUGGGAUUGAUGCAUGGCAGAAAUGGGAUUGAUGCAUGGCAGAAAUGGUUUCAUGCAUGGCAACGUUCUAAAGAUGAUCUAGUGUAUUCUGGGACACCUGGUACACAGCUUUGAAUGACUAACCUCCAGAACCAUCUUAACACUAUGUACCUUGUACCUUGUACUGUACUGUACUAUGAUCUUACUGAUUUGUACCGUAGCCUAAUAUCUUGUAAUAAAGAUUCUGAAGAAGUUCAUUAA
This is a messenger RNA of Oncorhynchus kisutch (coho salmon), 3617 nucleotides long. Its product is annotated as calcium/calmodulin-dependent protein kinase II inhibitor 2-like. Gene Ontology annotation, molecular function: protein kinase binding; calcium-dependent protein kinase inhibitor activity. Gene Ontology annotation, biological process: negative regulation of protein kinase activity. Lineage: Eukaryota; Metazoa; Chordata; Actinopteri; Salmoniformes; Salmonidae. The coding region runs from base 578 to 811 and encodes 77 amino acids. The transcript has 2 exons. The record is from RefSeq and is a predicted model, not a curated record.